Molecule: messenger RNA, 1274 nt
Organism: Ambispora leptoticha
Lineage: Eukaryota; Fungi; Glomeromycota; Glomeromycetes; Archaeosporales; Ambisporaceae
Source: the annotation of a GenBank genome assembly
GCACUAUUUUGAUGGAUUUAUUGGAAUAUGUUCAGAAAUUACUUAAAAGUGGAGAUAGUUCUCAACAGCAACAAGCCCAUCAAUUACAAGCCAUUUUACAAAAUAGUCCAAUUAAAAACGAACAACAAUCCAACAAUUCUAAACUUCCCUGGAUAAUUGGCGGGGUGGCAGUGAUUAGUUUAGCAGUAAUGAAUAUGACAAUUAAUAAAAUUAACGAAAUUGAUGAAACUAAAUCGGAAACAGAAAAAAGCCUCAAAAAAGUUAACAAAAUGCGUGAAAACCCUCAAAUAACUCAGCAAGAAAAAGAUAAUUUAACUAGCAUGAGAAAUAAAUGUCUAGCCUUAAUAAUUGAGUGUGUUUUCACAAAAUAUUAUCUUAAUCAAGAAGUAGAAGAAUUGAUGAAAAAUAAUAAUAUGUCUAAACCACGCUUUUUUACUGGCAUUCAAGCCACCGGCACCCUGACCUUGGGAAAUUAUUGUGGGGUAAUCAGUCAUAUUUUAAAAAUCCAAGACGAUUACGAAGUAAUUAUUAUGGUUGCCGACUUACAUUCCUUAACUAUUCCCAAACCUAACUUUGAUUAUCGCCAGAAAACUUACGAAAUCGCCUCCCUUUUUUACGCUUGUGCCCCUUUUACUACGGUAAGUGAAUUAAAUAAUAUGAUUCAAUAUAAAGAAAAAAAGAAAGAACAAGAAACUGGAAAUUUAGCUUUAUUAUCCUAUCCCGUCUUAAUGGCGGCAGAUAUUUUUCUUUAUGAUGUGGAUUUAAUUAUUGUCGGACAAGACCAAACUCAACAUCUUGAAUUAGCCACCGACCUUGCCCAAAAGUUUAAUAAUUUUUAUGACAAAAAACUGUUAAAAGUUCCUCAAUUUACUAUCCCUCGCUUUGGAGCCAAAAUCAUGGGACUAAAAAAUCCGCAAAAAAAAAUGUCAAAAAGCGAGAAUGAUUAUAUUGCUUUAUUGGAUAGCCCCGAAAUGAUAAAAAAAAAAAUUAGCCAGGCCGAAACUGAUAGUGAAAAUAAAAUUUAUUAUGACCCCGAAAAAAAACCAGGAGUUUCUAAUUUAUUAACCAUUUAUGCCUUAUUAAGUGGCAAAGAAAUAAAGGAGGUAGAAAAAGAAUUAAGCAAUUGUAAUUAUCACCAAUUUAAGGUUAAACUUGCUGACUUACUUAACGAAAAAUUGGGAGCCAUUCAAAAAAGAUAUAAUCACUACCUUUCUAAUGUUGGGGAGAUAUUAGAAAAUAAUAAUAAGUAUCUGAAAGGCCUAGCCGAAACAAAA